Ictidomys tridecemlineatus (thirteen-lined ground squirrel) is the source of this 2260-nucleotide messenger RNA. RefSeq names its product suppression of tumorigenicity 7 (gene St7). The record is from RefSeq and is a predicted model, not a curated record. NCBI's taxonomy places the organism in Eukaryota, Metazoa, Chordata, Mammalia, Rodentia, Sciuridae. Gene Ontology annotation, molecular function: protein binding.
AUAAGCCCUGCUAUUGUCUUACUGCUACGGCAGGGCUGAGGAUUGCAGUAUCCGCUGUUGCUGCUGCUCCCAGUCCUGCCCCUGUUCCUACCUAGCCCUGCCUCACCGCAUCCCAGAAGAGCCACGUCGGCUUUCCUUUGCCUGGUGGAUUUUCAAAAGCUGCCUUUCGGUUUUGGGUGCUGUAGGAGACCAUGCUUUUCAAUCACACGGGAGAAAACUGAAAACUGAAUCCUGAAUCUGGCAGCUGGACACAGCUCGGACUGCAUUGUCUGGCUUCAUGACCCCUGCUGUGUAGCCAGCUCAUCUCUCCACUCACAACCACACUCUCCUUGAUUUUCUUCCUUCCUUUUUUUUCCCCCUCAUUCUUCUAAUUUUUUAAAAAGCAGCUUCUGGAGCCAGCCAUGUUUGGCACUGAAUCUUCAUUGAGCAUGUUUUUGAACACAUUAACACCGAAGUUCUACGUGGCCCUGACUGGUACUUCUUCACUAAUAUCAGGGCUUAUUUUGAUAUUUGAAUGGUGGUAUUUUCGCAAAUACGGAACAUCGUUCAUUGAACAAGUCUCAGUAAGCCACUUGCGCCCCCUUCUGGGAGGGGUUGACAACAACUCCUCCAACAAUUCUAACUCCAGCAAUGGGGACUCAGAUUCCAACAGGCAGAGUGUCUCAGAAUGCAAAGUAUGGAGAAAUCCACUAAAUUUAUUUAGGGGUGCUGAAUAUAAUCGGUACACCUGGGUAACAGGACGAGAGCCUCUGACUUACUAUGACAUGAAUCUUUCUGCGCAAGACCAUCAGACGUUCUUUACUUGUGACUCGGACCAUCUGCGUCCUGCAGAUGCAAUAAUGCAGAAAGCCUGGAGAGAGAGAAACCCCCAAGCUAGGAUUUCUGCAGCCCAUGAAGCCUUGGAGAUAAAUGAAAUUAGGUCCAGAGUUGAAGUUCCCCUAAUUGCUUCCUCUACCAUCUGGGAGAUAAAAUUGUUACCAAAGUGUGCAACUGCUUAUAUUCUCUUGGCUGAAGAGGAAGCAACAACCAUUGCUGAAGCAGAAAAACUGUUUAAGCAGGCCCUGAAGGCUGGAGAUGGCUGUUACCGGCGUUCUCAGCAGCUACAGCAUCAUGGAUCCCAGUAUGAAGCCCAACAUAGACGAGACACCAACGUUUUGGUCUACAUCAAAAGAAGGCUAGCGAUGUGUGCCAGAAGGCUCGGGAGGACCAGGGAAGCAGUGAAAAUGAUGCGAGAUUUAAUGAAGGAGUUCCCUCUUCUGAGCAUGUUCAACAUCCAUGAAAAUCUUUUAGAAGCCCUUCUGGAACUUCAAGCAUAUGCUGACGUUCAGGCAGUCUUAGCAAAAUAUGACGAUAUAAGCUUACCAAAGUCGGCAACAAUAUGCUACACAGCUGCCUUGCUCAAGGCAAGAGCUGUCUCUGACAAAUUCUCUCCCGAGGCUGCAUCUCGGCGGGGGCUGAGCACAGCAGAGAUGAAUGCAGUAGAGGCUAUUCACAGAGCUGUGGAAUUUAAUCCUCACGUGCCAAAAUACCUACUAGAAAUGAAAAGUUUAAUCCUGCCCCCAGAACAUAUCCUGAAGAGAGGAGACAGUGAAGCAAUAGCAUAUGCAUUCUUUCAUCUCGCCCACUGGAAGAGGGUGGAAGGGGCUUUGAAUCUUUUGCAUUGUACGUGGGAAGGCACUUUUCGGAUGAUCCCUUAUCCCUUGGAGAAGGGGCACCUAUUCUAUCCAUACCCAAUCUGCACAGAAACAGCAGACCGGGAGCUGCUACCCUCUUUCCAUGAAGUCUCAGUUUACCCGAAGAAGGAGCUUCCCUUCUUUAUUCUCUUCACUGCUGGAUUGUGCUCCUUUACAGCCAUGCUGGCCCUCCUGACACACCAGUUCCCGGAACUCAUGGGGGUCUUUGCAAAAGCUUUCCUCAGCACUUUGUUUGCCCCCCUAAACUUUGUCAUGGAGAAAGUGGAAAGCAUCCUCCCAUCCAGUCUGUGGCACCAGCUGACGCGGAUCUGAGGGGAACCACCAUCCUUCAGCCUCCUCGCCCAGCUAGCUGCCACUGGCUCUUCUGUGCCAACUCCUCGUGGACCGCAAGAAAGCAUGACUUUGAAAAGGGAAGCCAUUCCGAGAUUUUAAAAUGUUCAUGGACUGUCUGUUCCAUAUUAAAAGCUGUUUUUGUUGUACAAAAUCCAUUGAUGUUCAGUUCUAUUUUAUUUUGCCUCCAGAAAAGAAGAAAACAGUAAAAAAUAAACUUUUGUGUAUUGCAGCAA